AGUCUAGCAACAAUGGCGUCGUCUCACGCAUCUAAAGUAACGACACUAAUGCCGAAAAAAGAAGAUGCAUCAACCACUGAAGCAACAAAGCGUCCUCUCCCAGCAGAAGAAGAUCCAGAUGGAAAUUCUAGUACUGAUGUCGGUCGGAGAAGUAGACGAAAAAGAGCAAAAGUUGAAUAUAAAGAAAUGGAUGAGCACUUAGCUCAUAUUUCUGAAGAUGAAUUUUACUCAGAAGAAGAUAAAAAAGAGAAAAACAAAGAUGCAAAGUCUAAAGACAAAGAAACUAAAGAUGCAGUAGCAAAAGAAGUGAAAGAAAAAGAUAACAAAGUUACAAAACCGGAUGAAGAAGUAGUUGCUGAUGAAAGUGAUCAUUCUGCUGAUGAUCCUUCAGGCUUAGAAGGGGCUGCAUUUCAAAGUAGACUUCCAGUAGAUAAAAUGACAUCACAAGAGGGUGCUGCUUUCCCAGAUAUUGUUCAAGGACCACCUCAGUCCCAGAAGGUUUUUCUUUAUUUGAGAAAUAGAAUUUUGCAACUGUGGCUAGAGAAUCCCAAACAGCAGCUUACAUUUGAGUCUGCCCUUCAGGAUAUUGAGCCCCCUUAUAACAGUGAUGGACAGUUAGUACUUAGAGUCCAUGCCUUCCUAGAACGUUACAGCUUUAUCAAUUUUGGAAUAUUUAAGAGACUUAAGCCACUUCCAGCCAAAAAGAACUGUAAGGUUAUCAUCAUAGGAGCUGGUAUUGCUGGGCUUGGUGCUGCAAGACAGCUGCAGUCUUUUGGGGUGGAUGUUACUAUUCUGGAAUCUCGGGAUCGUGUAGGGGGGAGAAUUCAAACAUUCCGCAGGGGUAAUUAUGUAGCAGACUUGGGAGCUAUGGUUGUUACUGGACUGGGUGGUAACCCUGUGACAGUACUAAGCAAGCAGAUCAACAUGGAGCUACACAAAAUCAAACAGAAAUGUCCAUUGUAUGAGAGCAAUGGUUGCACUGUUUUAAAAGAAAAAGAUGAAAUGGUUGAAAGGGAAUUCAACAGACUGCUGGAAACCACUUCCUAUCUUUCACAUCAAGUCAAUUUUAAUGAAAUAAAUGGCAAACCUGCAUCUUUAGGACAAGCCUUGGAAGCUGUUAUUAAGUUGCAGGAAAAACAUGUUAAAGAUAAACAGUGUGAACAUCAGAGAAGUAUAAUUGAAAUGCAAGAAAGGAUUCGUAAAUGUCAAGCUCAGAUGUUGACUCAAAAGGAUCGUGUUCAAGAGUUACACAAACAGUGGAAGGAAGCAUCAGAUGUAAAGCCACCAAGGGAUAUUACUGCUGAAUUUCUUGUGAAAAGUAAACUUAGAGAUCUUACAGCUGCAAUUAAGGAGUAUGAGCAGUUGACAGCAAAGCAAAAGGAAAUAGAAGAUAAGCUACAUGAAUUAGAAGCCAAUCCACCAAGUGAUGUUUACCUAUCCUCAAGAGACAGACAGAUUCUAGACUGGCAUUUUGCUAACCUGGAGUUUGCCAAUGCUACACCCCUGUCAAAUUUGUCCCUCAAGCACUGGGAUCAGGAUGAUGAUUAUGAAUUCUCUGGAAGUCAUUUAACAGUGAGAAAUGGCUACUCAUGUGUUCCAAUGGCUUUAUCUGAGGGGUUGGACUAUAGAUUGAAUACUGUAGUUAAACACAUUAAAGUAUUAGAGAAAGGUGUUGAGGUUGUAACAACUGCUAAAAAUGGGUCAAACCAGCAGACAUUUAAAGCAGAUGCUGUUCUGUGUACUUUACCCCUGGGUGUAUUAAAAGAAUGUAUCAAUAAUGUACCAAAUGUUCCACACUUCAUUCCACCUCUCCCUGACUGGAAGGCUGAUGCUAUUGCUAGACUAGGCUUUGGAAAUCUCAACAAGGUUGUUUUAUGCUUUGAUCGAGUGUUCUGGGACCCAAGUGCAAACUUAUUUGGUCAUGUGGGUAGCACAACCGCCAGCCGAGGUGAGCUCUUCCUGUUCUGGAAUCUCUACAAAGCUCCUGUGUUGCUGGCACUAAUAGCUGGGGAAGCUGCUGCUAUAAUGGAGAACGUUAGCGAUGACGUUAUAGUUGGCCGUUGUCUUGUUGUGAUGAAGGGUAUAUUUGGUGCUAAUGCAGUACCUCAACCCAAGGAAACAUUAGUGUCUAGGUGGAGAGCAGAUCCAUAUGCACGUGGAUCAUAUUCAUAUGUUGCUGCAGGAUCAUCUGGGAAUGAUUAUGACCUUCUCGCAUCACCAAUUGCUCAUCAGUCAGGUGCACCAGCUCGUUUGUUUUUUGCUGGAGAACACACAAUACGUAAUUAUCCAGCUACUGUCCAUGGUGCUAUGCUGAGUGGCUUCCGUGAAGCUGGACGUAUUGCAGACAAGUUUUUAGGAGCGCCAUAUUGUGCACCACAAGCCAAACCAAAUAUCAUUGUUGUGCCUGAUGCUUAAAACACUGUCCUGUAUUGUCCUAUUUAUGACUGAACAAUGAGGCAUUUGUGAGACUUGGGGUCAGAAUGUGACCUUAUCACCCAUGUAUUUAUAAAAUGUGUUCCUUGUUUUUAACUGCUUCUGGUAUCCAGUAGAGUCACUAAAACAAAUAUUUCAUUCUUUUCAUUUUAUCUGUUAUAUCAUUUAUGUUGAAAUACAUAACCAUUUACAAAUAUAUUGUGGGAUAUGUUGAUUGAUGACAAUGCAAAUGGCUUAAGUCCAAUAUAUUUUAAAAUAAUGUUAAAAAGUUAUUAAUUGCUUGUAUGUUUUAGUUUAGUUUAUAAUGUUGACACUUAUACUAGAGGUAAUAAACUAAUUAUGAAUGUGCUAAAUAAGACCCAUGGUCUCUUAAAGUGUGAAAGAUGUAUUACUUUAAAUGGAGCCAUGUAUUUAAAUUACCUGUAAAUAUGUGCAUACAAAAUUUACAAAGUUGUCUGUCCAAAAUUAAUUACUGUUCUAAAGUAUAACUACUUUUUUUAUGUUAUUGUAGUUUUAAUUAUCCACUUGAAUUAAAAACAAAUACUUUCUUUACAAUAAAU
Molecule: messenger RNA, 2993 nt
Organism: Physella acuta
Lineage: Eukaryota; Metazoa; Mollusca; Gastropoda; Physidae
Product: lysine-specific histone demethylase 1A
Biological process (GO): chromatin remodeling; regulation of DNA-templated transcription
Cellular component (GO): nucleus
Molecular function (GO): chromatin binding; oxidoreductase activity; transcription factor binding
Source: RefSeq, a predicted model, not a curated record